Messenger RNA from Ostrinia nubilalis (European corn borer), 7641 nucleotides. RefSeq names its product N(G),N(G)-dimethylarginine dimethylaminohydrolase 1. The transcript has 6 exons. NCBI's taxonomy places the organism in Eukaryota, Metazoa, Arthropoda, Insecta, Lepidoptera, Crambidae. Bases 373 to 1173 code for a protein of 266 amino acids. Gene Ontology annotation, biological process: arginine metabolic process; positive regulation of nitric oxide biosynthetic process. The record is from RefSeq and is a predicted model, not a curated record. Gene Ontology annotation, molecular function: dimethylargininase activity; amino acid binding.
AAUGAUGGAGGAUUUCAUGGUGGUGUCAAAUUUAAUAAUUUUGUAAGAUCCAUCUUUAGCGGUCAAAGCAUUUCUCUUUUUCUCUGACUGCAGGCUCUAUACUGUGUACUCUCAUAAAUCUUUUAAGUAGAACAUAAGAAAUAAAUCCAUUCGUCUGACCUCAUAGAGGUUCGUGGUCGUAGACUAUAAAAAGUGUAAUACAAUACAUAGGUACUCUUGCUCCUUGAUACCUACUUACCAAAUUGUAUCGACUGUAGGCGGAACUCUACUAGUAAGAGGUAUUCAUCUUCGGAAUCGUUUGAGGACACGUUACCGGUUUCAACGUUCCACCCCAGGAAAAUUAAAGAAAACGUCAGUUUCCCCGGAGCUCAAAUGGAUUUCAAAAUGCAUGAAUAUACUCACGCCAUUGUUGGAAAAGUGACUCCAGCGUUACGUUUGACGGACAAAGCUGAUUUAAAUGAUGCCCGCCGGCAAUUUGACUGCUACCUAAGAUUACUUAAGGAAUUAAAUGUGGAAGUAUUAGAAUUGGAUAUUGGUAGCUCUUUUCCUGACAACAUUUUUUUGGAAGACGUUGCGAACGUAUGCCAUGGCAUAGCAUUGCUGCCAAAAGCUUCAUCUACAGUGGAGGAAAUAAAGAUGAAAGCUAUCAAGAAGGUUUUAUCCAAAGAACUUGGCCUGACUGUUAUCGAUGUAAAUGAUCCUGAUGCUAAAUUAGUUGGCUCUGAUGUGCUUUUCACAGGCCAGGAGUUCUUUGUUGGAAUCUGUGAGACCAGCAACGAAGCAGGUGCCAGUGCUGUCGCUGAAGCAUUUCCAGAGUUUCCAUGCACUCCUAUUAAGAUGGCAAAAGGGACGCGCAGUUUGAAAAAGUAUAUUACUGUGGCCGGCCCAGAAAUUCUCUGCGUUGGCGCAAGUAAAGAAGCUAAAGAGAUCCUUAAGAGAAUGGAAAGAGAAGCUACAUUCUCUUAUCAAACCUUGACCGUUCCUGAGGACGAAGCAGCCAACUGUCUCUAUAUAAACGGAACUUUAAUUCACAGGGCAAUAGAAGAGAUUCCCGAUUCAUUUAAGGUAUUUUGCGAGAAGAUUGAUUUUGCUCGAAGAUCGAUUUGUUUCUCUGAGUUGGCCAAGAUCUCCACUGGACUGAGCGCAUGUUGUUUGUUGGUAAGGAAGACUUAAACGACAAACUGAAGGAUUAAAUCUACAGUUUUAGUUGUUGAUUAUUCUAAAUGGCAGAGGUAACAGCCGAUGUGUUCAAAAACAAUACCAUUGCUUAUUGUUAAAUAAUAAAUAAAUAUGCUUAUAAAAUGUAUUAAAUGAGACCUUCUUUAAAAGUAUUUUAUCUCGAAAAUAAUUAAAAGCGUUCAAAACUAACUUAAAUAAAACAUGACCUCAAUAUCUACAAUAAUAUUAUUUGUAAGUUGUCAUAAAUGCUUAAAUGAAAACUUUACUCUUUAUAGAUUCUAUUAAUGUUAUUUCUAUUUGUCUCUUAUUUUCAAGCAAGAUGGAAUGCUAUUGCUACUUUUUGCAAAGGACAUUAUUAUCAUAGGGUCAUCUUUAAAAUAUGCACAGCCAAUUAAGCCGCUGAGUGUCACACAAUAUGAACAAUUUAGGUUAUUAAUAAUAUGUUAAAAAGACUAUUUAAGUAUUACAAAGGUUAAUUUUUGAAUGCAAAAUGUAUUAAUGCUUUAUACAUGGACAGACAUGGCAUGGGGUUUUUACUAAAAAAUUCUAUAAAAACCCUUGUUAUAUAAUACAAAGGACAAUAAAUAACACCGGCAGACACGCACAUUAUGGAAGUAUGCUACCUGUGAAACAAUAAAAUUAAUUUAUUUAACUUAUUGUAACUUAUUGUAAUAAAAUAUUUAUUAUAAUUAAAAAUAUGGAAUCACUAAUCGUACAAAAGCAGCAGGACGAGCUAGUCUUUUUAAAUAUUAUUUAUGAAAAGUAUAAACAUAAUUUAUUAUUAUUAUACAGUAGCUUUAAAUUAUAUGUAUAAUCAAGUAUGAAAAACUUAUAAAAUAACCCGAUGUAGUUUUUAAAAUUGUAGCUGCGUACCUUCCUUCACUGUACUUUGCAAUAUCGUUUUCGAUUUCUGCAAAAGGUACCUGUAGUAAAAAUGUGUAUGUUUAUAUUAUGAUAAAAUAUUUGAGGUUGUAAUACUCUAUAAUAACUAUUCUGUAAGUUGCUAUUGAUAUUGUAUUUAUACCUUUCUAUGUAUGUUUGGUAAUAUAAGUAUUUCAGGGUAAGAAAAAUACUGUAAAAACACGAGCACGGGUCACUUCUGUUAAUACCUUGACAGUAUGUAUCUCCAUAGAUAAGAAUAAAUACUUCGUUGUCUCUCUUUUUCUCUUUACAAAAAGUGUAAAAGAGAAAGAUAUACUGUCACGGUGACAAGAAGUGACCUACUCAGCCUAAUGAUGCAUUCCCCAAUUAUAUUAUUCCUCCAGUAUACACGCAUUCCAAUUUUCUCUAACUAUUUGAUCUUUUAACAAUGUCUUAUUGACUCUUAUUGACAAACAAUUAAAUUAUACUUUUUAUUAUCAGGAAAAUACCAGGCCAAAAUAUUUCUGAAACUAAAAAUACGGGUGAUUGCCGUUAUAUUAGGCUAAGCAAUAUUAAUUAACUCUCUGUAAAGUGACAUCAUUAUUAAUUUUCAAUUUUAUUCAGCCUUUGAAUGAAACUAUACUAGUUAAAAAACCCUUUGUCCUCUUUUGCGGCAGAACAUUGCAGUAAUACAUACUUAACCUACAAAUUAUUAUUUUAGUUACGAUAUUGUUUUAUUUAAGUAUGCGUUAGGUGAAAAAUUUGGAGAGCGGAGUUAUCAAGUUAUCAUUGCCUCAAUAAAAUACCGCUCCGUGAGUUUAUUUUUUUUUCUCGCAGUCAGCAAUUUAAUUUAAUAUUUAAAGAGUGACGUCUUAUUUAUAAGAGCACUAGCUAUUGCCCGCGGUUUCUCCCGCGUGAAAUUCAGUUUGUCACAGAUCGUUUUAAGUUUUAAUACGUUAUUAUAAUGUAUUCUACUAAUAGUUUAAACGCAAAAGUUUACGCCCCCAAAUAAUUUUCCAUUGUUCUGUUUAACAGGCGAGGAUAAUUUUGAUUUUUAACUAACAGGCCAACAUAAUCUUCUUUAUCAACAAGACUCCUUUCGAAAGAUUGUUAUCAAAAUCCAUUUUGUCGUUUAUGCGUGAAAUAGUAACAAAAAAUACAUAGGUACAUUACAAUCGUACAAACUUACGCGUUCAUAAUAAUAAUAGUAGGAAAUAAAAUAUCUCAGACUGAUACUUCAGAGCGAGAGCUAAUUAUUUUUAUUUAGCUUUUUGGCUAAUAUUAUUAUUAAUGUCAAACACAUAAUCUCAACAAUGUUGUUAAGUAAACUAAGUUUACAAAGUUAAUAAGUGGUUAAACCUAAGGUUUCGUAAGUAAUAAUAAUGAAAUGUAAACUAAACGCUUAAAAAGUACUUUUUUGUAGAUCGUAUUAUUAUUCGCACUGUGUAGUUGUUUAUUUAAUGAGCAUUCCUUGAAAAUGUAUGUAAUCGUGUAUUAUUAGUAUUUAAACUACUUAUUGUAUUGCUGUUGCUUGUAUUAUUCGAAUAAUAAUAAUAAUACCUAUAAAGUGAUGUCUUGUAAUCAUUGUGUAGUGACGAGUUUGUAAAUCUCUACGUUUUCUGGAUACAGUUACCUUUAUUUAAUUAUUACUCACAAAAAAUAUUACUAAGAAAUGUAGGUUAUCUUAAUUUUGUAACGAGUGAACAACAUCCUUGUAAGUGAUUGUGGGCUUAGUGAAGGAUUAUACCAAACGUCAUUACUAGCGAAAAAAAUUAUACUAAAUGUAUGACAGAUUGUACAGCGUCCCUAGCGGAUACUUUGAAGAACUAAAAUCUUCGUAGACUUUGAAGAACUAAAAUCUUCGUAGAUUUUUUAUGCACUCGCUAGCGAUAACGUUCAAUACAAACUUGCACUAAGCACACAAGUAAUUUGCAAGUUUUGCAACCAAAUGUUAAUUAUGUAUAUGCCUCGGUAAAGUCAACCAUUUAAGUGGCUUCACCCGCGUGAAAUUUAGUUUGUCACAGAUCGUCAUAAAUUAUAGCCUACUAGCGGCCGCCCGCAACUUCGUACGCGUGGACCUUGUUUUACCCCCUUAGUUCGUAGAAUCUGUUGAUAGAUAUCAUGUUGAUAGAUGGCGUUUCACGGCUUCCCCCGCAUAAAUAUUUACGAACGUCAAAAACAGUAGUUUGUCCAGUGCUGUAGAUUUUAACCAAUGACGAUAGAUGGCGCUUUUUAGACACGUCUAUUAAAUUAUUGAAAUUUAAUUGUUACAUAUCGUCAAAAAUUAUAGCCUAUAUGUUAAUCUGGGUUGAAAACAAUAAUACUGUAAAGUUUAAACAAAAUCCGUUCAGCAGUUUUUGCGUGAAAGAGAUCCAUACAAACUUUCGCAUUUAUAAUAUUAGUAAGAUUAGUAAGACAUUGCUAAGAUUUUGAUUUUAAUUUUGCAUGGAAAUAAUGCCCUAAAUCAGUAAGUAUUUUUUUAAAAUCUGGGAUCCUUAUUGAGAUUUAUAAACUCAAUUAAGUGAAUGUAAGAUAUUACGGUAGGCGUUUUAAUAUUUUUGUCUGAUGUCUUAUCAUGUCGUACAUACACAUAUGAAAUAAAUUAUUGUACUUUUUACGCAAAUACAAGUUCUAAUGUAAUGAAAAUAGACAUAGACAUCUUUUAUUUUCUUUUUGUUUUUUGCUGCUAAACGCCGCGUAUGAACAGUUUGGUUGAUUUUCUUAUAACUUGAAAAUUAUAAUGUUGGAAAAACGUAAUAAGGCAUCUGACAAUAUGGUACAUAGAGUUACUAGUAAUUUCAUUCUUUCCAAAAGGCCAAGAUAAUCCAAAAAAGAGACAAUUGAUAAAAUGGUUUAAUCUUGCCUCAUAAAACAUAGUACACCGUGUUACUUUGCAUUCUUGCCAUAUUCACAGAGAUAAAAGUAGGGAACAAUACCUAUUAUUUAAGAUAAACAAGAGACUCCCAUAAAGAAAGUACACUAAGAUUUUAGUAAAUUUGGUUUUUCAGUACAAAUUGGAAUAAACCAAUUUUUUGUCUCGCACGGUCUACAGGUGCAAGUGGAAUAAACCUAGUGGGCGUGGCCUAGUUCUUAAUAAUCUGAUGUUUUAUGGCUCUGGGUACCAGCCUUUUUAUCCAGUCAUAAUAAUUAUUUUAAAAUACUUUUCAGUUGAUUUCAGAUUUUCCUUUCUACUUUACGGGCUUAGGACCGUCAAAAAUAGGUAAUAAUUAUUAGGGUUUUAAUUAAUUUAUAACAUUGUACCCUAUUUUUACAAAUUAAUAAAUUAAGUAUGAAAUGAAAUCACCUUAUUCACAAUUAAUUAUUUAUUUAUAAGUUCCUACUUACAAAGUUUACGUACUGCGUAGCAAGUGUUCAAAGUGUCCUCCGUUCUGAUGAAGGCACAGUCUAGCACGGCGAAGCGUAGGUUUUUCGCUUUAGUUUUCGCAACACAUAAACGUUUUGUCUCACAGUUUCACUAAAACAAUCCUUUCAUGUAACGCGUUUACACUGUUUAUCUCUUCUGCGCAUACCAGUCGUUUCAAGUCACUCCAAAAAUCCAAUGCUGUCAGGUCCGAGGAUCGUGGUGGCCAAGCUAUUAUACCCCUCGUCCAAUCCACUGUUCACCAAACGUAUUAUUCGCGCACUUGACGUCCUUAUUGUGGCCGAGCACCAUCCUGCUGGUAGUAGAGCAUUUGGUGUAACGCUAAGGGUACGUCAUCAAGCAUUUCGUCUAAGACGUCUUGCAGACACUCCAAGCACCAUUUUGAUUAAAUUAUUCGUUGUUUGUAAUGGGUCCAUAUUCGGUUGCAUGAAAAAUAUUGUCAUAAUUUAAGAGUGCAUAAAGUUUUUUGGCAUACUCAUCAUUUCGCAUAACGUUGAUACAGAAUAAAUCAUAAGGCAUAUUUUUUUGCCAUAACCACUUUUAUUAUAAUAAUAUUUUAGUAUAUAUUUUUUCUGUAUUCUUGUUUUUUUAAUAACGAUUUCUAGGCAUAACAUUUAUUGGCAUCUAAACCAAUGCCAUAAAUAUUACUAUUCAUAAUAUACAAAAUACCAUAAUGUUAACAAAUAUGAAAUAUAAAAAUGUUAUACAUAUAAAAUAUAAGUUAACAAAAUAUAAAUAGACAAGCAAGCAUGCAAACAAGCAUGCAAGCAAGCAGCAAGCAUGCAAUCAAACAGCAAGCACACAAGCAUGCAAGCAAGCUGCAAGGAAGCAUGUAAGCAUGCAUGCAAGCAAGGUUGCAAACAAGCAGCAAGCAUGUAAGCAAGCAGCAAGCAAGCAUGCAAGCAAGCAGCAAGCAUGCAAGCAAGCAAGCAGCAAGCAAGCGGCAAGCAAGCAUGCAAGCAAGCAGCAAGGAAGCAUGCAUGCAAGCAAGGAUGCAAGCAUGCAAGCAAGCAUUCCUCUGGAGUGCUGAAGGACCGCACUACCUCCGCGCCUCCGGCUUUUAAAUUACACUCUAGUAUAGGGCAGACUAGUACCACGUGGAAGAGACCACGGCCAAUCGGGAUCUACAUAAUUCCAGACCAGGCAAGCUUAAUGCUGUAAAAGAAAUGUGGACUGUAUAAUAUGUGCGUUAUAAUAGAUAAGAGGGAUUCGAGAUCAAACGGAAUGUAUUUUCACGAGCUUAAGUUUUCUAAGAGACAGGUCAAAAAUUAAGAACAAAAAUGUCAAUGACACAGAAUUUAGUUUUUACUAAUCUAUAGACCGAGAGAGUAUAAAGGUGGAAGGAGGAUCGUUCGCAAGAUCACAAAUACAUAAUUAUUUACUCUUCAAUGUUGGUUGCUCUUAUAGACGAUAAUUAUGACUUUAAAUGUUAUAAAUAAUUACAUUAUGUUUAUCGCAUUUUAUUAAAAACAAAAUUUAGGAAUAUAAAAAUUAUGUUCUUUACAUUUAUGAUUAUUUAAAUUAUGGUAUUGAAAAUUAGAGAAAGUUAUUAUUAUGCCUAAGAAACCAUUAUGCAUUUAGAAAACUAUGCAUAUCAAUGUUUAUGCGAAAAAACUUUAUGCAAAUACUGUUAUGCCAAACUAAAUUAUAAUGAAAAAUGUUAUGCGUCUGAGAGGGCACCCGUUUGUAAUACACUUCCACACGUAAUACACUUCAGUCAUUUUUGUAUUAUUUGUAACGUGAUUUGUGAUUGAUGGAUUUCUCAGUUAUUAUAUUUUCGGUCAUUAUUUUUUUACGGAUUUGUGUUCAGUAUCAGUAAUAUAGUAACCUCUGUAAAUAUGGCAAGAAUGCAAAGUAACACCCUGUAUUAUUAUGCUGGGUUGCACCAUCUAAUUAACUAACUUAACAAACUUCAAAAAUCUGUCAAAUACAAAAACACCGGUUAACAUUAUAGUAACGGACAACGGUUAAAGUUAGAAAGUUGAUUAUGCAACUCAGCCUUUAGUGUCAUAUUAUCACAAGCCUGUAUAAAUUAUUUUUUUCUGCAGAUUAAUUUAUUGAAAUUUCUAGUAACUGUUCCAAAGUAAUUGUAAUGUUGGAAUCUUAAGGAUGGAAUCUCGAUAACUCAUUUAUUCAUACCCGCAAUUUAUAUGUAAUGUGGUACCUAACAAUGAUAUAAUUGUAUUGUAGAAGAAAAGAAAUAAAUCAACCUGAUAAAA